Molecule: messenger RNA, 1714 nt
Organism: Effrenium voratum
Lineage: Eukaryota; Dinophyceae; Suessiales; Symbiodiniaceae
Source: the annotation of a GenBank genome assembly
UUGGCGAACCUUUGGAUUGGAGUCCCCGAAGCGCCUCUCGAGCGGCGAGAUGGUUGAAGGCAAGCAGUGGCCCGAGCGCCGCUGGGAUCUAUGGGCUAGUGCCGUGGCCCUGAACAUGGCGGCGGGGUGUGCGUACGACUACAGUGCCUUCAGCCCUGCCAUUAAGGAGACAUUUGGCCUGACCUUGCGCGAAACUGACCUAGUCGCAACCUCAGCUCAACAAAUGCCACACAAGCUGAGGUGCAAACCUCCUGACAUGUGGAAACCCUGACCACAGGUUUUCAACUUUUCUUGGUUCUUCUAUAGCAUCACCUGCUACGGCUACAGCAUUUGCAACCAACGGCUGGGCCCAAAGAGAGCACCGCGCUUGGGCUGCUGUGCCAUGCUUGCAUGCAACGUCCUGAUCGUGUACAACUUGCUGCAUCCCAUUCUGCCAGGCUCGGGUGGCGCUGCGCUCAUGACGCUGCUCAUGGGCCUGGCUUGGGCAGGUCAAGGCACCAGCCUGGGGGCCUGCUACCAGAGGGUCAUGCAAGUCUUCCCGCAGACAGCUGGUGUAUCCAUAGGUGUGCUGAAGGCGUCCCUUGGCACUGGGGGUGCGGUGGCCCCGGCACUGUUCUUCGGCCUGUGGGGCAGCCGGCCACCUGGCAAUUUUCUGGGCAUGCAGCUCUUCCCAGCCUUUACCAGCCUUUCUUUGGGAGCAACGAUUAUAGCUUUCACUUUCUGUGUGGGUGCCGAACCGGGCUACUCGCGUACAGAGAAGAGGAGGAUCCACUCUACAGCGCUGGCGAUCAUAUUCACAACUGCAGCUGCAACAGCAAGCAGUCUUUGUCCCGUAGGGGCCAUGAGCACCGCGCUGCUGGUCUUGACACUUGUUUUGCUCCUGGCGCUUUUUCUCAGCAUCGCAUGCGCUGGCGAUGAGAUGUCAACUCUGCAGGGGUCAAGCGAGACAAGUGACUCAAGUGAUGAUAUGCACAUCACAGUCCAACAGGCAUGCCAGACAAUCGAAUUUUGGAUGUACAUCUCUGUUUACUGCAUAUCUGCAGGCUCAGGCCAACUGAUCCUGACCAACCUCGCACAGAUUGCAACUGUUAUAGGCUUUCCUCAUCAAUGCCAAGCACUUUUGUGCUGCUUUUCCACAUGUAAUAUGCUUGGCCGGCUCCUUUUCGGAGCUAUCUGCGACAUGCUUCAACGCCGCCGUGCCUCCCGGACCCUCCUUUUCGUCCUCACCAAUUUCCUUGCUGCCAUUGGUCAGAUGCUUUUCUUCGCGGCGGCCACGAGUCAAUCGGUCCUGCUGCUGUUCGCAGGGGCCCUUGUUGUGGGUUUGGCCUUUGGUGGCACCUUUCCGACUUUGGUGAAUGUGUGCGCAGCUCGUUGGGGGCGUUCGACCUUGAGUGCCAACUGGACCUUCAUGGAUGCCGUGGGAAACGGCUUUGCGUCCCUGCUGUUUGGCUGCUUCUUGGGCAGCUUUUCCUAUGACCGGAAUUCAGACAGCAGCCAGCAUUGCUAUGGGUCACACUGCUUCGCCCUUCCACACUUGGUGAUGGCAGUGACUUGUACAAUCGGCAUCCUGUUGUCCGCGAUGAUUGUGAAGAGACACCCAAAGAGCAAGGAGAUUCGACGAUCUUUGUCGACCUUGUCUAGACGUUCUGCAGCCCUUGCUAGCUUUGACAUUUCAAGCGAUGCAACUUGAUAAAGAACAAAGAAAUCAAUACAA